AUGACGGUCAUUACCAGUGCGAGCGGCCUGCUGGCCAUGCUCGACGAGGAGGAACCUGCUCUCCGCGUGUACGCUCUAAAGAAUCUGAAUCUGCUCGUCGGCCAGUUCUGGGCCGAGAUCUCCGCGAACAUCUCCACCAUCGAGAGCCUGUACGAGGAUGAGACGUUCGACCAUCGCGAGCUGGCAGCUUUACUGGCCUCCAAGGUGUUUUACUAUCUGGGCGAGCUCACCGACUCGCUCACGUAUGCGCUUGGCGCGGGGUCCCUGUUUGACGUCUCGGAGGACUCGGAAUACGUGCAGACGCUCAUUGCCAAGUGCAUUGACGAGUACAUGGAUCUCAGUGUCAAGCGUGCCGACUCCCAUGACCCCGACGCCGACUUUCCUCUGGACCCGCGCCUCGUGGCCAUUGUGGAGAGGAUGCUGGACAACUGCAUUGAGGAGCGUCAGUUCCAGCAGGCCAUUGGAGUGGCGCUGGAGUGCCGCCGCCUCGACAAGCUCGAGGCUGCCGUUGCCAGGAGUGGCAACUCGCGCUCUCUGCUAGCCUACUGCUUGCAGGCAUUCCUGCUCUGGCCUUUCAUUCAAUCCCUCACCCCCCUGUUUGCUGCUGUGUUUCCUGCCUGCCUUGCUGUUGCUUACCUCCCGUGCAGGUUUCUCAUUCCCUUGUCAACCGUCGGCAAUUCCGCCAGCAGGUACUGCACCCGUCUCUAUCCUUCUCUUGCUCUCCCUCGCGCUCUCUUCAUCCCUCUUACUCUCCCUCUCUUCGCGCUCUCACUCGGCCUCUCUUCAACCUCUCACUCUCCCUCUCUUCACCCUCUCUCUCGCCCUCACUUCACCCUCCCACUCGCCCCCUCACUCGUUUCGUGGUUUCUAUAUCCGUUGCUACUCCUCAGCGAUUCCUUUGGCCCUCUACCCCUGCCCUUACCUGUUCCCAUUGUCCCUUGCUGUUAUCCUUGCCCUCACCUCUUCCCCUUGUACCUGCCCUUCUCUUGUGCCCUUUCCCCUUUUCCUUAUCCCUUUGCUCUCCUUCCUUCCCACUGCUCCGCUGCUGGAAACCCCAAAACCUCCACGUCAUCCCCCCCAGGUGCUCUCCACACUGGUGCGGCUGCACAAGCAGGCAGAGACCCCGACUACGGCAGCAUCAGCCAGAUGCUCAUUUCAAUCAGUGACUCCUCUUUCCCUUAUCCCUUGCCAUUCCUCCUGCCUCAGGUGCUCUCCACGUUGGUGCGGCUGUACCAGCAGGCCGAAACCCCUGACUACGGCAGCAUAUGCCAGAUGCUCAUGUCCCUCAGCAACUCCCCUUCCCCUUCCUCCGCUCCUUCCCCCGUGCCCUUCUCCAUUUCUCCUUGCUGCCCGUCCACUUACCCGUCUCCAGGUGCUGUCGAAGUUGCAACUCCCCUUGUCCUUCCCCAUGACCCUUCCCUCCUGCCUUUUCCUCUUGUUCUUCCCUCUUGCCCAUACAUGACCCAGGUGCUGUCGACACUGGUAUGCCUCUACCAGCAGGCCGAGACCCCCGACUACGGCAGCAUCUCUCAGAUGCUCAUGUUCCUCAGCGACGCAGCAAAGGCCGAGACCCCCGACUACAGCAGCAUCUCUCAGAUGCUCAUGUCCCUCAGCGACGCAGCAGGGGUGGCGGCCACACUGGACCGACUCAUUAUCAAGGGACAGAACGACGACGCAGCAGGAGUGGCGGCCACACUGGACCGACUCAUCAAGGGGCAGAACGAGUCCGAUGCUUUAUUAGCCUACCAAGUCGCCUUUGACUUGUUUGAGAACGAGUUUCAGCAGUUCCUGCUGUCCGCUGCUGGUGCUGGUUCAGCCGAAGCUGCAGGUUCGGGGGAGGGCGAGGCGGCUGCCGAGGCUGCGCCAAGCGAGGAGGUGGUAUAUGCGGAGCGACUGGCGAAGCUGAAGGGGAUUCUGUCGGGGGAGACGCCAAUUGGCCUCACUCUGCAGUUCCUGUACAGCCAUAACAAGGCGGACCUGGGAGUGCUCAAGUCCAUCAAGCAGGUGGUGGAGACGCGGAACAGCGUGUGCCACAGCGCCACCAUUGUAGCCAACGCAUUCAUGCAUGCAGGCACGACAGUCGACACCUUCCUCCGAGACAACCUGGACUGGCUGAGCCGUGCGACCAACUGGGCGAAAUUCAGCGCUACAGCCGGCCUGGGGGUGAUCCACAGGGGGCACCUGCAGCAGGGGCGCUCCCUCAUGGCUCCCUACCUGCCCCACGGGGCUGGGGGCAGCGCUGGGGCAGCAGCAGGGGGGCUGAGUGGGAGUGCGUAUUCGGAGGGCGGGGCGCUGUAUGCUCUGGGGCUCAUCCACGCCAACCACGGGGAGAGCAUCAAGGGGUUCCUGCUCGAGAGCCUCCGCAACACCAGCAACGAGACGAUCCAGCACGGAGCCUGCCUGGGUGUGGGGCUGGCGGCCAUGGGGACGGGCGACGAGGAGGUGUAUGAGGACGUGAAGAGUGUUCUCUACACUGACAGCGCCGUGGCGGGCGAGGCCGCGGGGAUCGCCAUGGGGCUGCUGCUGGUCGGGUCGGCGAGCGAGCGGGCGGCAGAGAUGCUGGCUUACGCGCAUGACACCCAGCAUGAGAAGAUCAUCAGAGGCCUGGCUGUAGGAAUCUCCUUGGUUGUGUACGGGCGGGAGGAGGAAGCGGAUAUUCUCAUUCAGCAAAUGACAACGGACGCCGACCCGAUCCUGCGCUACGGAGGCAUGUACGCCAUCGCCAUGGCCUACCGCGGCACUGCUAACAACGGCGCCAUUCGGCAGCUUCUGCACUUUGCCGUCAGUGACGUCAGCGAUGACGUCAGGCGCGCCGCUGUGCUGUGCCUGGGCUUCGUGCUGUGUGCUGAGCCGGAUCAGGUCCCCCGCAUGGUCUCCCUGCUCGCAGAGUCCUUCAACCCCCACGUGCGCUAUGGGGCAGCCAUGGCGGUCGGCAUCGCAUGCGCCGGCACGGCCCAGCGCAGCGCUCUCGAUCUUCUGGAGCCGCUCACAUCAGAUGGAGUGGACUUUGUGCGACAGGGCGCCCUCAUGGCUACAGCCAUGGUGCUCAUGCAGUGUUCUCAGGAGCGCGAGCCGCGUGUGGUAACUUUCAGGCGUCAGCUGGAAAAAGCAAUCCAUGAUAAGCACGAGGACACCAUGUGCAAGAUGGGCGCCAUUCUCGCUUCCGGGAUCCUCGACGCCGGCGGCCGCAACGUCACCAUCUCCCUGCGCUCCCGCUCCGGUUACGACCGCGUAACCGCCGUGAUCGGCAUGGCUCUGUUCACGCAGUACUGGUACUGGUUCCCGCUUCUGCACUUCCUCUCUCUCUCCUUCUCUGCGACAGCCCUUGUCGGGCUUCAGGAGGAUCUUAAGGCGCCGAAAUUCGAUUUUAUUUCGGAGUGCCGCCCGGGGUUGUUUGCGUACCCGCCGCCCGCUGUGGUGGCGAGUAGCAGCACUGCGGUGAAGGCGCCGGUUGCGGUGCUGUCGACGGCUGCUAGGGCGAAAGGGAGGGCGAAGGAGAAGGAGGAGAAGAAGGAGAAGGAGGAGGAGAAGAAGGAUGGGGGGGAGGGGAAGACCGGGGAUAGUGGGGCGGGAGUGGGUGCGACAGCUACGGAUGGAGUGAAGGGGGGUGAGGAGGGAGGGAAGAAGGGAGAGGACAAGAAGGAAGGAGAUGCUAUGGAGGUUGAGGGGAAUGACACCACCCCUGGUGCUGCUGCUGAAGCCAAAAAGCCGUCCGAACCAACGACUGAAAUCCUCCACAAUCCUGCCCGAGUGCUGCCCGCCCAAGAAAAAUACAUCAAGUUCCCGGACACCUGCCGCUAUGCACCAAUCAGGAAGCCGACCUCCGGAUUUUUGCUCCUCAAGGAUCGCCAGCCCGGGCAGCCCGAAGAAUUCGCGCUCACCGACGGGCCGAAUUCUGCUGGGGCUGGAAAUUCCGGCGCUGCGCGGACUGCCGCCGCUGCUGUCCCAGCUGCAGCUGCUGCCCCUGUGGGUGCGUUCAGGAGGAGUGGUGGGGGGGGAGCUGGGGGAAGGGGGGGAAGAGGGGGGGGUGCUCCCCCUCCCCCACCACCUCCUGCUGAUGAUGAUGAAGAGGAUGACGAGCCUGCUCCUCCCGAGGCCUUUGACUUCCGUUAA
Molecule: messenger RNA, 4113 nt
Organism: Closterium sp. Yama58-4
Lineage: Eukaryota; Viridiplantae; Streptophyta; Zygnematophyceae; Desmidiales; Closteriaceae
Source: the annotation of a GenBank genome assembly